Neohortaea acidophila is the source of this 1048-nucleotide messenger RNA. RefSeq lists its product as uncharacterized. The transcript is spliced from 2 exons. NCBI's taxonomy places the organism in Eukaryota, Fungi, Ascomycota, Dothideomycetes, Mycosphaerellales, Teratosphaeriaceae. The record is from RefSeq and is a predicted model, not a curated record. The coding region runs from base 130 to 630 and encodes 166 amino acids.
CACCCACACACGAUCAACCCGGGUUUCAAAAAGCUCCAGCUGUACCUGCAUGUAAAUCUUGUACUCUUCAAUUCCAUCCAUCUACUCCUCCACUACUUUGUCCAAACGAAUCCAAUCCAACCCGCAAACAUGUCUGACAAAACCUUUGGCAUGACCGAGGCCGACAUCCAAAAGGCCGAGUCUCGCACAUCCAAGGCUCACGAUGGCAACGUGCCAAAGGGCUCUGAGGCAGCUAUGAUGCAGUCCAUCCUCGACAAAUCUAGCAAAGACAAGGCCGACAUCAUCGCCGAGCGUCAAGCAAACCUCCCCCUUCCCGACGACCCGCCGGGCCCCUCCGACUUCAACAGCGCCGACGCGCGCAACGUCAACAUUAGCUCUAGCGACGUUGCCACCGGCGAUCUGUCCACCUCCGACGGUGCGCUUCGGGAGCCCGCCACGGGCGACUCGGCCUUCAGGGCAGACGCAGACGAUCUGAAGACCAAUGUGCAAGGUGCCCGUGCCGGAAGGGAGGGCGCGGACAACUUGGGCGGACUGCCGAAUGACGCUGUGUCGCAGGGCAAGAAGAACACGCAGGGCCUGGCGGAUACCACCAACCAGGGUUCCGCUGCGGACAGGGCUGCCGGUCAGUAAGAGCGCACUCGACCAGACAUGCACAGUGACUCUAGUCGGGUAUGAGGUAUGCUGGCAGGCAUAGCGUGGCUUUGCUAUACCUCAUACAGACUACGAGAGGAGUUACGAGGAAGCCAUAGCUAGCACGCGAAUGACAGUCCUUGAGAAAGGCAUGAAGCAAUGUUCUCGAUUUCCUCCCCGCCCUCAGAAGCUCCUACAUGCAUCGACUGUCUACAGCUACCUACUUACACCUGCAACACGUGGUUCAAGCCAUCAUCUUUUUCCCUUCACCACAUCAUCCCGUCAUCUUGCAUCUCGCGUGGUGAGAGAGAGGACCUGAGCUACGACCAGCCAAUGGCCCUCGCGUGAUGUGUGACGAUCCGCCUUGCCGUCGUGGAACUUGACGUCACGCGAUCGCGGGGCAGAUGCACCGAAGAUG